Molecule: messenger RNA, 5099 nt
Organism: Periconia digitata
Lineage: Eukaryota; Fungi; Ascomycota; Dothideomycetes; Pleosporales; Periconiaceae
Source: the annotation of a GenBank genome assembly
AUCUUUGCCUCCGGAAAGGCAAUUGAUUUUCUCACACCUACAAUGGCGUCGAAAUCAUACACAAACUGUGCCGCAGUGGACAGGACCUUCGGGCCGUACGCUGGAGAGCACUGUCGAGGAGGUUUCGACUUCACUCUAUUGUUUGAAGAGGCCAUUUUUUCACUUAUUCCAAUAUCUCUUGUUCUAAUCAUCGCGCCGAUCCGCCUUCGAUAUCUCUGGAAGAAGCAAAACAAAGUAUCCAGUUCCUUGAUUCUACCCGUCAAAUUGAUAGCAUGGACAUUCCUCAUCGCUUUCGACCUCGCUGCUGUCGUUCUCUGGGUACAGAAGCCUACGAAGAAUGUCGCCGCCGUUCCUUCGGCUAUCCUGAGCCUCAUCGGUGCAGUCUGCCUGUGUUUGCUCUCUUAUUUCGAACAUAAACGCACUAUUCGGACUUCAUUCAUCCUCAACUUUUAUCUGUUCUUCACCACUCUUCUCGAUACCGCACGCUCGCGCAGCUAUUCUUUGACCAGCGAUCUCGAGACGAUAUCAACUCUCUUCACAACGCGGAUCGGGGUCAAGGUUUUCCUUGCUAUUUUCGAGGCCAGGGGCAAAAGUAGUCUGUUGCUUCCCGAAUUUUCGCAUGAACCGCCAGAGGCUACCAGUGGUAUCUACAGCGGCGCUCUGUUCUGGUGGCAGAACGCGCUACUGAAGAAGGGGUCCGCCAAUGUUAUCUCAGUCGAUGACCUUUUCCAACUUGACAAGCACCUGCGCGCCGACUACUUGCAUCAUCAACUUCGCCUAGCGUGGAGCAAAGUCAAAAAUGUGGGCUCCAACUCCCUUUUCACGGCAACCUUGAACAAGCUGAAGUGGCCCGUCUUGGCAGUCGUUCCACCACGACUAUGUCUGAUCGGCUUCAAUUUUUGCCAGCCGUUCUUGAUUGAACGCGCGGUGAAGUACAGCGAUGAAACAUUCCUGGCUCAAAACAUGAAUAUCGGAUAUGGGCUGAUCGGCGCGUACGUGAUCGUGUACAUCGGUAUCGCGAUCUCAACAGGGCAAUACCAACACAAGACGUAUCGGUUCAUCACCAUGAUGCGCGGUGGUCUUAUUUCCAUGCUCUAUAACAAGGUGACCGAUAUCAGCUUAAAAGAUGUAGAUGUUGCCUCGUCUAUUACGCUCAUGAGCGCUGACAUCGAGCGCAUCGUCACUGGCAUGCAAACCGGGCAUGAGAUCUGGUCCAACUCGGUAGAGGUCGCCGUUGCAAUCUUCCUGCUGUCCCGCCAGUUGGGCGUCGCUUGCGCCAUUCCCGUGGGUGUUGCCGUUGUUUCGCUUGUUGGGUCCAUUUUCGCGACGAGCUUGGUGAUGCAGCGUCAGGCGCUAUGGCUGCAGGCAAUAGAGCGGCGUAUUGCAGCUACGACAUCCAUGCUUAAUUCCAUGAAGGGCGUGAAAAUGGGUGGCAUUACCGAUAUCCUGAGAGAUGACUUGCAUCAGCUCAGAAUCGACGAACUCGAUAUUUCGAAGAAAUUUCGAAAACUCUUGAUUUGGACCAUGGGUUUCUCUUACAUCUCGCCCCUUGUUUCCCCCAUUGUCACCUUCGCGGUCUUCUCUGUUUUGGCCCAGAAGAGUGAUGGCACGACCACACUGGACACCGCAAAAGUCUUCACUUCUCUCUCGCUUUUCACUUUGCUCUCGGAGCCGCUCGGCUCCUUGAUCAUGGCUCUUGCUUCUUUGAUGGGAGGCGUUGGCUCGUUCCAGAGAAUCCAGGAGUUCCUCGGGAAGGAGCCACUGGCUGAGCGUCGCAAGUUCCCUCACCUGCGGCAGAGCAUCGAUUCGUCAUCAGAUGUUGGCUACGAUACUGACAACGAAUCAAAAGAUUCUCGGAAAAGUCGGGAUUCCUCCCCGAAGGCCAGACUGUCAACGUUGGGAUUCUCGGGUACUCAAACAGUUGUUGUCGAAAACGGCAGCUUUGGCUGGGACAAAGAGAAGCAGCCUUCUGGCUUGCUAAGUGAUAUUAACAUGGUCGUCCCACGAGCCAAGAUCACGAUGAUUGUGGGGCCCGUGGGGUGCGGUAAAUCAACCUUACUCAAGGCUAUCUUGGGUGAACUGCCAGUCAUGGAUGGAACUGUCCAUCUUUCGACACUGCGUAUCGCCCUGUGCGAUCAAACGCCGUGGCACGUGAAUGGGACGGUGCAGCAGAGUAUUGUCGGCAUCUCGGACUUUGAUCAAAAGUGGUAUGCAGCAGUGAUUCGUAGCUGUGCCUUAGACGAGGAUCUUCGUUUGCUGCCCCAGGGCGAUCAGACCCAGAUUGGGAGCAAAGGUAUCGCUUUGAGUGGGGGGCAGAGUCAGCGCAUAUCUCUCGCCAGAGCUAUCUAUGCUCAGAAGGAUCUCGUCAUCCUAGAUGACUGCCUCAGUGGCCUCGACGGUCAGACUGAGAACCGUGUGUGGCAUAGCCUCUUUGGUCGAGAGGGACUUCUUCGUCGAUGUAGGUCGACGGUAUUGAUAGCCUCAUCAUCAGCCAAACGACUCUCUUACUGCGACCACAUUGUCGCACUUGGCAAGGAAGGCAAGAUUGUGGAGCAGGGCACAUUUGAAAAGCUCAACCGUUCUGGCGGUUAUGUCUCCAGUUUCGAUCUGCCCGAGCCAGACUGGGACUUUAUGCCCGAAAAACACGUGUACGAAGCACCACCCAAAUACACAGAGCGCCCAGCCACAGAGAAGAUCACCGAAGACGACAUCCAAGCAGAGACGAAUCGGCGGACAGGUGAUGCGGCCAUCUACCUGUACUACGUUCAGUCAGUUGGGUGGAUCCCCACCCUCAUUUUCAUCGUCUCCAUCACCAUCUUCAUCUUUGGACAGUCAUUCCCCACCAUCUGGGUUAAGAUGUGGGCUGAAUACAACCAGGAGUUCCCUAAUCAGCGUUUGGGAUACUACCUCGGUAUCUACUCGCUUCUCGGAGGCUCUGCGCUGAUUUUCCUGGUCAUCAGUUGCUGGCAGCUGAUCGUCACCAUGGUUCCUCGUUCUGGUGUCAACUUCCACAGAAGACUACUGGAUACGGUCCUCCGCUCCCCUAUGUCGUUCUUCGCCACCACGGACACGGGUGUCACUCUCAACCGCUUCAGCCAGGAUCUUCAAUUGAUUGACAUGGAGCUGCCACUCUCGGCUCUAAAUACGUUUGCGACGUUUGUUCUUUGUAUUAUGCAAAUGGUUCUGAUUGCGGUUGCUGCACCUUUUGCGGCUAUUUCUUUCCCGAUAGUUGGGGCUGCAGUUUACUUCGUCCAGCGAUUCUACUUGCGCACCUCCCGCCAGCUCCGAUUCCUGGAUCUUGAAGCGAAAUCACCCCUGUAUUCACAAUUCAACGAGAUGUUGGAGGGUGUUGCAACUAUCCGUGCAUUCGGAUGGCAGAGCUUCCUGGAAGAGAAAGCGAAGGCAUUGCUCGAUCGCAGCCAACGCCCAUUCUACCUGCUCUUCGCGGUCCAGCGCUGGCUCACACUAGUUCUCGAUCUCAUCGUAGCAGCCAUCGCCACUGUUCUAAUUGUUCUAGUUGUAGCCCUCAAAGGAAAACUCAGCCCCGGGUACGUCGGCGUAGCCCUAGUGAACGUCAUCCUCUUCUCCCAAAGCAUCAAGCUCCUCAUCAACUUCUGGACCCAACUCGAAACCCACAUCGGCAGCGUAGCCCGUAUCAAAACCUUCACCACCGACGCGGUCUCUGAGGAUCUCGAAGGCGAAGACCAAACCCCGCCACCAAACUGGCCUUCCCAAGGCCAAAUUGAGUUCAAGAACAUCACGGCGUGCUACCGACGUCACGAACCCGUUAUUUCAGGGUUCUCGCUGUCCAUCGCACCGGGCGAGAAAGUCGCAGUCGUGGGUCGCACAGGUAGCGGGAAAUCCUCCCUAGUCGCAUCGCUCUUCCGCAUGAUCGACCUCUCAGCAGGAAAUAUCACCAUCGACUCCAUCCCCCUUUCCGUCCUCCCCCGCCAGACUAUCCGAUCUAGAUUAAUUGGACUCCCGCAAGAUGCGUAUCUCCUCCCUGGCUCGGUGCGACUGAACGCGGACCCGACGAAGCAGAGCACCGACAAAGCCAUCAUGCAGGCGCUGCGUGAUGUCCUGCUCUGGGAUGUUGUGGUCUCGAAGGGUGACGAGAAUAAAUAUGCGCACCCACUUGACGUCGAUGUCGAAGACCUACAUCUUUCGCACGGACAGCGGCAGUUGUUUUGUCUGGCGAGAGCCGUGUUGAGCGCCGGGAGGUCGAGUGUUGUUGUGCUGGACGAGGCUACUAGCAACCUCGACGCAACAUCGGAUUCGCACGUCCAAAAACUCCUCCGCUCAAACUUCGCCUCCCACACCAUUAUCGCCGUCGCGCAUAAAUUAGACACGAUCCUCGACUUUGAUAAAGUCAUCGUCAUGAACCAGGGCCAGAUGGUCGAGUAUGGCGAGCCGUUCAAACUGCUGGAACGCGAGGGGAGUUGGUUCAGAAGCCUUUAUUGGGAUGGGCGCGGGGAUGAGGGACUCAGAAGUGUUGGCGGCCUGGAUGCUGGGGAUGAUGAUAUUAUGGCCAUCACCCAGUAAACUAGCGCAGCUGCGGGGAAGCAUAAAAAAAACAGUGGAAAUUGUACAUAAAAGUAUCUUUUGUAUGUGUGUGUGGUAUUUACAUACAUGAGUUUGGCGGUCCUGGGGUUUGCAUUUCUUUGGGGAACAACAACUCUUUUGUGAGAGUUUCGGCGCUUUGGUUUAUGAGUUAAUUGUUCCACUGUUGCUUUUUUGGGGAUUGGCAGAUUGAUUUUUAUUUUGUAUUCGGGCAUCAUUGUAGCUCCCAGUUGCUCGCUAUUUAGCAUACGUACAUAUCAUCUUUCAAUUUCAAAAAUGCACCUAAACAUGUCUUGAAAAAAAGAAAGAACCCUACCUGCUCCUCCCUCCAUGUCUCUAACGAUCCUUACUUAACGUCACCAUUUACCACAACAAAACAAAUCGCAGCACAACCUACCUCUUGCGCAAAACACAUCCCUCCUACCUCUCCCAACUCACAAUCUCGUACUUCCCCAAACGCCAAGAACCCAAACCACCUCCACAGACCAAAAAAAAAGUCUUUCUCUCUACCCCCCCCUACUUCACCACCUCACUCCUCC